Dictyostelium purpureum is the source of this 2840-nucleotide messenger RNA. RefSeq lists its product as uncharacterized. The transcript has 2 exons. The record is from RefSeq and is a predicted model, not a curated record. The coding region runs from base 48 to 2570 and encodes 840 amino acids. Lineage: Eukaryota; Evosea; Eumycetozoa; Dictyosteliales; Dictyosteliaceae. Gene Ontology annotation, molecular function: guanyl-nucleotide exchange factor activity.
AGAAAUUAAUUUUUUAUAUUAUAUUAAAUGUUAUAUUAAAAAAAAAAAUGCAAUAUCAAAAUCCAUUUAAUUAUAAUUAUAAUAAUAGUAAUAAUAAUAAUAAUAAUAAUUUAUUAAAACAUUCACAAUCACAAUUUAUAAAUUAUGAAAAUAAAGAAAACCAAUGUCUUACACCCGUUAGAAGUAAUAGCAAUGGAUCAAUAAAUACAAAUAUUGAAAAAACACCAUUAUCACCAUUAUCACCAAACGAUAAAAUGGUAUUAUCACCAAAUGAAAAAAUGGUAUUAUCACCAAAACAACAACAUCAUAUUCGAGUUAAUAAAUCACCAUUAUCCCCAAAGUUACGAAGAUCACCAAAAUCACCAAAGUCACCAAAAUCACCUAAAUCACCAAGUGGAGAUGAUAAAAUGGUAUUAUCUCCUCCAAAAAAUCAUUUUAAUCCAACACCAACUGUACCAAUAGCAAACAUAUAUAACCAUGGUUUAAUGGGUCCACCAACAAUGCCAAUAAAAAGACCAACUAGUAAUUUAUUUGAAUAUGUAUCUAGACAAACUACUGCUCAAAGUCAAAAUAAUUCAAUUAUUUUAAAUAAUAGUAAUAUAAAUGAUAAUGAAAAUAAUAAUAUAGAUUGUGAGGCACAAAGCGCAGCUACAACCUCUACAACAAAAAAUGAUACAUUCAUACCACCUGCAUUACCAACAUUUUCAUCUUCAUCAUCAUUAUCAUCAAGUUCAUCAUCAACAUUUAAUUUUCCAGUACCACAACAAAGAAAUAAAACAUUAAAUAGAAAUAGUAUUCAAAUUAUUAAAAACUUUUCCAAGAAUGGUGAAACUCAAGAGGAUCAAUUCCAAACUAGAAAAAGAGAGGACAGAAAGAGUAGCCAGUUAUUAAGACAAAGUAGUAAAAGAGAUAUGUUAAUACAUAAUUCUAGAAUCCAAAAUUUAAAUAACCAAGCUCAACAACAACAGCAACAACAAAAAUCACCACCAAAAUUAACAGCAGAACAGCAAUUAAUCAUCGAGCAAGAGAAUAAAAUUAGAGCUAAAAAGAGAAUUGAAUCAAUUAAAGAAGUCUAUUCAUCAGAGGCUACUUAUAUGGGACAUUUAAAUAAUAUUAUUGAUAAUUAUUUAUUACCUCUCCGUAGAGAAAAUACUGCUCCAGAAGAAGUAAAGUUUAUAGUUUCCAUCUUUUCAAAUAUCGAAAGUAUCAGAGAAGUUAAUAAAAUAAUUUUAGAUAGAUUCAAGGAUCGUAUUGUCACCAGUGGCCAAUUAAAUGAAAAUACCAUCAUUUCUGAUCUCCUUUUUCAAAUGCUACCAUUGCUCACAAACUAUACCGAAUACUAUGUCAACUAUUAUAGAUCUCUUCAUAACAUUGACUCUUGGUUCAAUAGAUGUAAAAAAUUCAAAAAGUUUUUAGAAGACCCAAUGAUUUUAAAGUCAUUGCUCAUUAUGCCAUGCCAACGUAUUCCAAGAUAUUCUCUUUUGAUUGAUUCAAUUAUUCGUUUCACUUUGCCAUCUCAUCCAGACUAUGAAAACUUAAAGGUAGCUUUAGAAAAAAUGAAAUUAUUAACCGAAAUUAUCAAUGAAAAAGUUAGAGAGUCGGAAAGCUUACAAAAAAUUACAAAUAUUAGAUAUAAAUUUAAUGACCAAGUUGGAUUUUUAGAUGAGGUUCAUAGAAGAUUAAUUAAAGAUAGUAAUAGUACACUUCAAUUACAACCAUUUAAAAGCAUUCAUAUGUAUAAUAAUAUAAAUAGUAUCUACAAUAGUAAUGACACCAAUAGUAACAGUAAUAAGGAAGAGGAAGAUUUAACUGACGAAGAAGAAUACAGCGCAUUAAACUCUUCAUUUAAAAAAUCAUUAUCAUCGGCAAACUUAAAGAAAACCUUUAGUAAAAAACUUACAACAUUAAUACCAAGCGAUUGUGUAUUAUAUUUAUUUAAUGAUACAUUAUUAUUAGGUACUAUAAAAUAUAAUAACUUAAAUAGCCAAUUAAAUACAAGCAGCAAUAUUAUAAAUAGUGAUAGUAGUAAUAGCAAUAGCAAUAUGAAUAAUAAUAGUAAUAAUGAAAGCAAUAUUAAUAAUAACAACAACCCAAACAAUUGUAAAUAUAAUGUAGUAUUAAAAGCAAACCUAAUUGAAACUUUUGUAAAAGAUUAUCCAAUUUUAGCACCAAAUAUUUUUUCGAUUCAUCACAAUAGUGGUACUUGGUUAAUCUCUGCUCAGAAUAAAGAACAACGUGAAGAGUGGGUCAAAGACAUCAAUGAUACAAUUGAUAAGUUAAUUCAUUCCGAUACCGAGUUAGAAAUUAGAAGAGGCAAAAUCGCAUUAAAAGGCAGUGAUGACUAUGGUUGGUAUGCCUUUGACUCUGAGUCCCCAGCCAAUCAAGAUUCAACUUUAAUCUCUAGAUCUCUUCAAGAAUUAGAAAAGAAUGAAAUUUUUACACCCAAAAAACGUAAAUCAUCAAUAGUAUCAAAUCUUAAAGCUAGAUUUAGCGCAUUGUCACCACACAAGAACCAAAAUGUUAAAAGAAACUCUUCAUUCGUUUUAAAUUCAUUAUAUGAUAAUGAAUAAAAAUUUUUGAUAAUAAUAAUAACAACAACCACAUUAUUGAUUAAUAAUAACUAAUUAAUAAUGAAUAAUAAUAACCAACAUAAUAAUAAUUUUAUAAUAACUAAGAUUUAUAAUUAAUUUUAUUAAAUAAUUUAAUUAUUAUAACCAAUUACUAUAAUUAAUAUUUAUAUCUAUUCUUUGCCUAUCUAUUUAUUUAAAAUAACAUUAUAAAAACUAAAAAUAAAAAAUUUACUGAAUAAAAUAAAUAAAAGAUUUUAUUAUUAAAGUUAU